Aspergillus ochraceoroseus IBT 24754 is the source of this 875-nucleotide messenger RNA. RefSeq names its product histone H2A.Z-specific chaperone CHZ1. NCBI's taxonomy places the organism in Eukaryota, Fungi, Ascomycota, Eurotiomycetes, Eurotiales, Aspergillaceae. The record is from RefSeq and is a predicted model, not a curated record. The coding region runs from base 341 to 721 and encodes 126 amino acids. The transcript is spliced from 3 exons.
CUACGUGCAGCUAUAUAUUUUAUUCUCAUAGUAUACGCCCUAUUAAAAAAGACAAAAUGUUACAGAGGCGUGUUUUUUUUUUUUUGUUAUGGUCAAAAACAAGCGCCGUCACGGGAGCAGCGCAUUGGAUCGGAUUCGGCCAUCCCUCGCAGCCAAUGGAAAAGUUGAAGCUGCUUCUCUCUCCCCUUGCGACAACCUUUCAAGUACUAAGUUAUUAUUUCCUUUCCUCCUGUUUUAACCCUACUUAAGCUCACUUUUACCCCCCUAUCCCUUUUCUCUCUCCCCGUUAUUCUCUUCUCCCUCUUCCCAACCCGUCUCUACAACCCCACAACACAGUACAAUGGGUGACCACAACCGAUCCACUCUUUCCGGCAAUGGCUCUGCCGCCAAUGCUUCCGAUGCCGCUGCUUUCAACAAGGGCAAGGGCAAGGCUAUUGCUGAUGACCCGAUGGAUAUGAGCAUGGAUGAGGAGGAAGAGGAAAGCGAAGAAAGUGAGGCUGAGGAGAUGAUGCCUGAUGGCGAGGAGGAGGAGGACGACGGCGAACUUGAGCCCAUCUCUCCCUCCAACAUCAUCGAUGGCGGACGACGCACCCGCGGAAAGAACAUCGAUUUCCAGCAAGCGGCUGAGAAGCUCAGGGCGGACUCGAUGGAAGAUAGUGACGAGGAUGAGGACGACGAGGAUUUUGAGCCUCGCGAUGAUGACAACAAGAUGCGCGGUUAAUCGAAAUACCUAAUGGUUCAAUACGAACAAACCUAGGGGAUAUGGGUGCGACUCGGAUUCAAAAUAGGCGCAGUUAUGGGGGUUUUCUUUAUAUUUCGAACUGAUUUAUCUGAUGCUGUGGCAUAUUCAUGAGAUUGGACGAAUGGAUUGAUGA